Molecule: messenger RNA, 1270 nt
Organism: Vitis vinifera (wine grape)
Lineage: Eukaryota; Viridiplantae; Streptophyta; Magnoliopsida; Vitales; Vitaceae
Exons: 6
Coding region: 175-1017 (280 amino acids)
Biological process (GO): vesicle-mediated transport
Cellular component (GO): membrane; Golgi apparatus
Molecular function (GO): small GTPase binding
Source: RefSeq, a predicted model, not a curated record
AAGCUGCGUUAUUAAGACAAAUUUGAGAAGUGAAUGGCGCAUUACAAGGCCAAACAGAAAGAGUCAAUAGAGAGAGAGGGGGAGGAACGGAGAUCUGUUUGGCUUCCAAGAAAAAAGAAGCCUCGACUUUCUUGCCGUCCUCAGUCCGAGAGAAAACAAUAAUAAAUAGACAAGAUGAUGUCCGGCGGGAAUUAUACCACCAUCGAUAACCAGAAAAUCUCCGGAUCCGUACCUGCGGUUUCAGAUCCAGGUCAGGUCACCGUCAAAUUCGCAGAUUCAAAUCUUGAAACAUUUCCUCCAUCUGAGGCUCAGGGGAAGAUCUCUGGUGCUUCACGGCCUCCUCGCGAUGCUGACGAAACAUUCUCAAAACCAGUACCUGGUUCUGAUGAAUCUCCGCCAAGUGGCUGGUUACGCUCAUUUACAGUUGCUGCAUAUAAACCUUACUUUGAUGUUGACACCUCAGAUGUUUUAGAGAGGAUUAAAGAUUCACUCUUUCCAUUUAAUGGAAGCUUUUCUGAAAAGGUCGCAAGCAACCCAGAUUUGUAUGGACCAUUCUGGAUAUGCACUACCUUAAUAUUUGUGGCAGCUUCCAUUGGCACAUUUGUCACCUAUGUGGCUCACAAAAUACAGAAGAAAGAAUGGGACUAUGAUAUAAACCUGGUGACUUGGUCUGCUGGUUUAUUUUAUGGCUAUGUCACAAUUAUUCCUCUCGGGUUGUAUAUAAUUCUCAAAUAUUUCUCAGCCCCAUCUGGCCUUGCCCAGCUAUUAUGUCUAUAUGGCUACUCCCUGUUUAUCUUCAUUCCUGCUUUGUGUCUAUCCGUUGUGCCUCUGGAAUUGUUCAGAUGGGUGGUUGCUGGUGUAGCUGGGUUCUUGUCGGCAACCUUUGUGGCCCUCAACCUCCGAGCCCACAUUAAGUCAGCAGGUGAAAGAUGGUUUUUAAUUGUAGCUGCAAUAUUUUUAUUGCAGUUGGCUCUGGCUGCUGUACUGAAGAUCUACUUGUUCACCGUCACAGUGUGAGAGUAAACUGGUUUUCAAAUAAGGUGGCUAUCAACAAAUUUUAGAUCUAUGAGAGAAACAGAUUUUGGUCCUCCUUUACUGGAUGUAUUCUUCUUCAGAUAGAGAACCUCUUUGUAUUCAUUCAUUUGUGACAAUAUGAACUAACAUUAAAAAAAAUUGUAUGCACUUCCUCCUUUUCCCAACUCAGAUUAAGACCAUGAUGUAAAGUGAUAGGUGAAUGCAUAGAGUGGGAACAUAUCGUUAUCUGCGUGAA